Messenger RNA from Miscanthus lutarioriparius, 2064 nucleotides. The record is from the annotation of a GenBank genome assembly. NCBI's taxonomy places the organism in Eukaryota, Viridiplantae, Streptophyta, Magnoliopsida, Poales, Poaceae.
AUGUCGGUGGACUUCGGCGCCCCGGCGGAUGACCCCAAGGUCUUCCGCAACAUCUGCCGCGACCGGAUACUGAAGGACUUGCUCAAGCCUGACAAGGAUACGGAGACCAAAAGCUCAUGGAAGGUUCUUAUAAUGGACAAAUUUACGGUGAAGAUCAUGGCUUAUGCUUGCAAGAUGGCAGAAAUUACUGAUGCAGGGAUUUCACUUGUAGAAGAUCUGUUCAAGAGAAGGGAGCCAAUGCCUUCAAUGGAUGCAAUCUACUUUCUUCAGCCACUGAAAGAAAAUGUCAUAAUGCUUCUGUCUGACAUGUCUGGGAGAUGUCCACUUUACAGGAAGGCAUAUAUCUUCUUCAGCUCACCGAUUCCUAAAGAAUUGGUAACUUACAUAAAGAAUGACAGUAGUGUAAUACCACGCAUCGGUGCACUAAGAGAGAUGAAUUUGGAAUUCUUCGCUAUUGACAUGCAGGGCUUUGUAACUGACCAUGAUACGGCCCUGAAUGAUUUGUAUGGCCCGAGUGAACAAAAUUCUAAAAAGUUCAACGAUACUAUAAGCACGAUGGCUACUCGCAUUGCGACUACAUUUGCAUCAUUGAAGGAAUUUCCAUGUGUACGGUAUCAGGCGCCAAAAGGAGAUGCUUCUACAACAACUAAAUUUGAUAUGGUUCCAAAGUGGCUUGCUACUGCUGUUUGGGAUAUCUUGUCAAAAUAUAAAUCAACUAUUCCUGAAUUUCCCCAGAAGGAGACAUGUGAACUGCUAAUUGUCGACAGGCCCAUAGAUCAGAUAGCACCUGUUAUUCAUGAAUGGACCUAUGAUGCAAUGUGCCAUGAUCUACUCGAAAUGGAUGGCAACAAAUACAUAUAUGAGGUGUCAAAGAUGGAUUCGGAACCCGAAAAGAAGGAAUCUUUAUUAGAGGAUCAUGAUCCUCUUUGGCUUGAACUUCGCCAUGCUCACAUAGCUGAUGCUAGUGAGAGGUUGUAUGAAAAGAUGAAUAAUUUUGUUGCCAAGAAUAAAGCAGCACAACUUUCAAGAGAUGGUGGUGAAGUCUCAACAAGGGAUCUGCAGAAAAUCGUUCAAGCAUUACCGCAAUACAGUGAGCAAGUUGAAAAAUUGACACUACAUAUAGAGAUUGCUGGAAAAAUUAACAGGUGUAUCAAGGAGUACGGGCUCCGUGACAUUGGGCAACUGGAGCAGGAUUUGGUUUUUGGAGAUGCGGGAGCAAAGGAAGUGAUCAGUAUCCUCAGGUCAAAGCAGGAUAUGAGUCCAGAAAACAAAAUGAGGUUGCUGAUUAUAUAUGCAAUCGUAUAUCCAGAGAAGUUUGAAGGUGACAAAGGGGAAAAGUUGAUGCAGCUAGCGAAGCUUCCACAUGAUGAUAUGGAUGUAAUAAACUGUUUAAGAUACUUGGAUGGUUCAAAUACAAAAAAGUCAUCAAGGACUGGUACUUUCUCUCUCAAAUUUGAUGCCCAAAAGAAGAAAAAUGCUGCCAGAACAGACAAACAUGAUGGUGAGGAAACAUGGACUUUAUCACGUUUUUUCCCGCUUAUUGAGGAGCUGAUUGAGAAACUGAGCAAGGGCGAAUUACCUUUAAAAGAGUACCCAUCUAUGAGUGAACCAAGUUCUGCUCCUCAAGGUGCCACACAAACUGCAUCAUCAACUGCACGACCAGCACAAAAUCCACAACCAAUGUCUAUGAGAUCAAGGCGGACACCAACAUGGGCAAAAUCUCGAAAUUCCGAUGAUUCUCAAUCAAGUGAUUCUUCAGUCCUGAGACACGCAUCAGGUGACUUCAAGAGGCUAGGCAACCGGAUUUUUGUCUUCAUGGUUGGUGGAGCUACUAGAUCUGAAUUGCGCACGGUGCACAAGCUUACAAUGAAAAUGAAGCGUGAAAUCGUCUUGGGCUCUUCUAGCAUCGAUGAUCCUCCACAAUUUAUUUCGGUAAAAACUCAAUUUCUCUUCAAGGUUCUACUAUUUUCAUUUUCAUCAAAUCUUUCCACUGGACUGCUGAAAUUCAGCCUGCUAUGUUCAUGCAACGACUCUGCAAGUGCAGAAGCUGAAGUCGAUAGGUAG